AUGGUAGCCCAUCUGCAGCACCUGCAGGCCACGCUCAUCCUGCAGCCCUCACUGCUGCCCAGAGCUGUGGGGAUGGUGAAGAAGAGCAGAAAAUCCACCAUCAGCCUCCUCCUCAUCACUGGGGUCCCCAAGCAGCAGACGGACGGAAAGGGCAAAGGCCUGGAGUACUACCUGUCCCAGUUCCUUUGCCUUGCCAGCUUCCUGCUGCUGCUGAUUUUCCUGGGCAUCCUGGUGGUGAAGAUGAUUGGGUCAGGCUGGCUUGACAGAAGAGAGGAGAACUUUAAUCUCUUGCCAGUGGAUUGUGACAAAAGGAAGGAUGAUUUCUGUCAAGCUAAAGAGAAGGAUGUGGUGAUGAACGUGCUGCACGAGUUGUAUAACUACCUGUCUGUACAAGCUGGUAAUUUUGAAUGUGGAAACCCUGAGAAUCUAAAAAGCAAAUGCAUUUGGGUUAAUGAAGCAAAGGAUCACGUUGUGAAUAUAACUGGUGGUUCCUCUCAGAAGUUUGAAGCUGCCCUGCACUGGAUACUGAACAGUAACAAGGAUUUAGGAAUAUGGUUGAAAGGCAGGGACCUUUCAGAACCAGUUACCAAGGUGGAGGAUGUGUUCUGCCUGGAAUCAGCCCAUCCUCAGAUGGGGCUUGGCUGCCGUUUCCGUCGGGCAGUGGUCACUGCCAUUAUGAACCUUUUCCUGUUUUUCUGGGGUCUGCUGAGCCUCUGGGGGAUCCUGCUCUUCCUUAGGUAUCGCUGGCGGAAGAUGGCAGAAGAGGAACAAGCCAUGUAUGACAUGGUGAAGAAGAUCAUAGCUGUUGUCCAGGACCACUACAAGGAAUGGGAACGGAAUUUGGAACGUUAUCCCUACGUUGGCAUUUUCCACGUCCGGGACAGUCUCAUCCCUCCCCAGAGCAGGAAAAAAAUGAAGAGGGUCUGGGAGAGAGCUGUGGACUUCCUGGCUUCCAAUGAGUCACGGAUUCAGACAGAGUCCCACAGGGUGGCAGGAGAGGACAUGCUGGUGUGGAGAUGGACUCAACCUUCUUACGUCUCGGAUUCGGAGCACUGAAGAGGAGCAGAAGCUGAGCAGCUGUUGCUAUGGACCUCUGCAAGGGGACAGUCCCUUCUCUGGUGGUGGGAAAGAGCAGGUCAAGGUCCUGAUCUUGUAGAGUUGGGGUUUGCACUUAUCUGUUUGCUCUUCUUUCUGAAAAUCCU
Molecule: messenger RNA, 1202 nt
Organism: Chaetura pelagica (chimney swift)
Lineage: Eukaryota; Metazoa; Chordata; Aves; Apodiformes; Apodidae
Gene: LEMD2
Product: LEM domain containing 2
Exons: 10
Coding region: 1-1056 (351 amino acids)
Biological process (GO): negative regulation of BMP signaling pathway; nuclear envelope organization
Cellular component (GO): nuclear inner membrane
Molecular function (GO): chromatin DNA binding
Source: RefSeq, a predicted model, not a curated record